CGGGGGAGCGGCGAGGGGCGGGUUCCCGGGCUCGGUCGGCGUUUCGGGUUGGAGCCAGCGGCCGGGACGGACCGGCAGGUCCCACCCCCCGCGGGAGCGACCAGGGGUGGGAAAGUCGCCCUCCAGGCGGGCGGGAGACGGCCCUCCCGCCGCCGCGGCUUCGGCGGAGGAGCUGCCGCCGCCGCCGCCUCUUCCUCAGGGGCUGCGCCGACGGGACUGUGCGGAGCGCCGCGGGCGGAUGGCGGCGCCUCCUCGCUCCGCCUGAGCUCCGGACGGGCACGAGCGGCGCGCAGGGCCCCCUUCCUGCCGCCACAGCGGCCGCGCGAGCAGCCGGAGGAGAGCCCGGGCUUCUCCCCGCGGGAGCCCCCAGCAUGGUUGACUAUAUUGUGGAGUAUGACUAUGAUGCUAUACAUGAUGAUGAAUUAACUAUUCGAGUUGGGGAAAUCAUCAGGAACGUGAAAAAAUUACAGGAGGAAGGAUGGCUAGAAGGAGAACUAAAUGGGAGAAGAGGAAUGUUUCCUGAUAAUUUUGUUAAGGAAGUUAAGAGAGAGACAGAAUCCAAGGAUGACAAUUUGCCCAUCAAACGGGAAAGGCAUGGGAAUGUAGCAAGUCUUGUGCAACGAAUAAGCACCUAUGGACUUCCAGCUGGUGGAAUUCAGCCACAUCCACAAACCAAAAACAUUAAGAGGAAGACCAAGAAGCGUCAGUGUAAAGUUCUCUUUGAAUACAUUCCACAAAAUGAGGAUGAACUGGAGCUGAAAGUGGGAGAUAUUAUUGAUAUUAAUGAAGAGGUAGAAGAAGGCUGGUGGAGUGGAACCUUGAACAACAAGUUGGGACUGUUUCCCUCCAAUUUUGUGCAAGAAUUAGAGGUAACAGAUGAUGGUGAAGCUCAUGAAGCCCAGGAGGAUUCAGAAACUGUUUUGACUGGGCCUACCUCACCUUUACCCUCUCCUGGGAGUGGGAGCGAAACUGCACCUGGAUUAGUUACACAGCCAAAGAAAAUUCGAGGAGUUGGAUUUGGAGAUAUUUUUAAAGAAGGCUCUGUGAAACUUAGGACAAGAACAUCCAAUAGUGAAAUAGAAGAGAAAAAACCAGAAAAGCCCUUAAACAUACAGUCACUAGGAUCCAAAACUCAGAGUGUGGAGAUAACAAAAACAGACGCUGAAGGUAAAAUUAAAGCUAAGGAAUAUUGUAGAACAUUAUUUGCCUAUGAAGGUACUAAUGAAGAUGAACUUACUUUUAAAGAAGGAGAGAUAAUCCAUUUGAUAAGUAAGGAGACUGGAGAAGCUGGCUGGUGGAAGGGUGAACUUAAUGGUAAAGAAGGAGUAUUUCCAGAUAAUUUUGCUCUUCAGAUAAGUGAACUGGAUAAGGACUUUCCAAAACCAAAGAAACCACCACCUCCUGUUAAGGGUCCAGCUCCAAAGCCUGAGCUGAUAGCUGCAGAGAAGAAGUAUUUUCCUGUAAAGCCUGAAGAAAAAGAUGAAAAAUCAGUGCUGGAACAGAAGCCUUCUAAACCAGCUGCUCCACAAGUCCCACCCAAGAAGCCUACUCCACCCACCAAAGCCAAUAAUUUAUUGAGAUCUUCUGCAACAGUGUUCACAAAGCGACCUGAAAAACCAGUUCCUCCACCACCUCCUGUAGCCAAGAUUAAUGGGGAAGUUUCUACUAUUUCUUCAAAAUUUGAAACUGAGCCAAUAUCAAAAUCAAAGCUAGAUUCUGAACAGUUACCACUUAGACCAAAAUCAGUAGACCUAGACUCCUUUACAGUUAGGAGCUCUAAAGAAUCAGAUCUUGUUAAUUUUGAUGACAUAGCUUCCUCAGAAAACUUGCUACAUCUCACAGCAAAUAGACCGAAAAUGCCUGGGAGAAGAUUGCCUGGCCGCUUCAAUGGUGGACAUUCUCCAACUCAAAGCCCAGAAAAACUGUUAAAAUUACCAAAAGAAGAUGAUAGUGCCAGCCUAAAGCCAUCUGAAUUUAAAAAGGACUCAUGCUACACUCCAAAGCCAUCUGCGUACCUUUCAACACCUUCAAGUGCUUCUAAACCAAAUAUGGCUGCUUUUGUAACUCCAUUAGAAAUCAAAGCUAAAGUAGAAUCAAAUGAUGGGAAAAAAAAUUCCUUGGAUGAACUUAGAGCUCAGAUUAUUGAAUUGCUGUGCACUGUAGAAGCACUGAAAAAGGAUCAUGGGAAAGAACUGGAAAAACUACGAAAAGAUUUGGAAGAAGAGAAGGCAAUGAGAAGUAAUCUAGAGGUGGAAAUAGAGAAGCUGAAAAAAGCAGUCUUGUCUUCUUGAAGUGUUCUUAAUGUUCCAGGGAUUCAGAAGCAACACUAUGAACUUCAACUGACUUGUUACUUAAAAAAUAACAAAUUCUGAUGUCGUGAUAAAUAUGAGUAUAUGAACUGUAAUAUCUAUAGAAAAGUAGGGGAAGGUGAAUUUUUUUUUAUAUAUUUUGUUUUGCCAAUAUGAAAAAAAGAGGCCUUAUUUCUUAUGUGCUGGGAUUGCAAACUUUUUUUUUAGUUUGCUUGAAAAUACUACUGAAUCUGUAUAAAAAGGAAAGAAAGUUCACAAUAGUUUUUUUAUUGAAACCUGUAGUAUUAUUUUUAAAGAGAUCUAUGCUAUAAAUAUGGUGAUAUCUUUACAAAUCUGUAAAAUAUACUAUUUGAGAGGGACAAAUUAGCUUUAUAGUAACUGUAGUCACUACUUUUCCCAUAAUACAUAAGGGAUAUAAACUUUGUAUAUAUAUAUUUUUUACUUUUAGCUUCUUACCCAGGAUUACACUGUUGUGCCUGUUUGUUUGCAGUGCUGUUUAUACUCUGAGUGAUGAAAUAGGAGUUUCCUAGCUAUAAAUGAGAUUACUCUCCCAUGCAUAUAGUACUAACUAAUGAAAUCAAAAUAAUUUCUUCAACUUUUAAAAUAUUUUAUAUUGCUUGCACUAUAGGAUUCAUAAAAGGAAUUCAGUUAAAUGUAUUGUAUUGUUAAAUAUAUUUGGGAAAAUAUGAGCUAUAUUUUAAAUUCAUUAGGUCUAAGGAACUAAAAAUGUCAAUUUAACCCUUAACUUGUUGUGCCUAAAAACUACAGCACAUAUAAUAUGCAAACACCAGCCUUAUUACUUUUCUGCUUAUUCUACAGGCUCAAAUAGUACUCAUUUCAUGUUUGUGAUUUAAUUCUUCAUGCCCCUUCUUUUGAUUUUUAAUAAUGGUAAUACUAGGAAAACAAAACUCAAAACUUUAAGAACUUCAGUGUGAGGUUUUGUACUUGGACAAGUUAUCAUCAUGUAAAUACUCAGGUUUUACAAUGUGUAAUUUACUUAAUAGACCAAACUAACUGGUGGAGAUAUUUUGGGCUGUCAUUUAGAUACCAGCUUUAUAAAGAGUGUUAGUAUAUCAUAAAAUGUAACAUUACAGCUUAUUUCAAACCAAAUAUAGUUGACCAUAUUCAAAAUGCAUUUUCACAAAAUGGAUGAAUUAGCAGUUUCUUCAGAGUCACUUAGGAACUGUUGAAGAUUUUAAAAUGUUAUGUCUAUAGAUAAUACAUCUCAAAAUGUGGGUUUAUGUUAAAAGUAGAAUUUUUUUAUUUGCAAAAAAAAAGGAUUUUAAGCACUAUUAUAGCACAUGACUUUCAGAUUUUGAGUACCAUCUGUCAUGCUUGCAUUUUAUAUUGUUUUAAACCACCUAACCAAUACUUUUCCUUUAAGUUUUAAUCUUAUAAUAGUAGAAUCUUGUGUUAAUGAAAUUUUGUCAUGUUGUUUCAAAUAAAAGAGAACUUUAGUAGAAAAUAAUAGAAAUUCCAAUAUAUAAUUACUUAAUGUUAAAUUCUCAACUUACGUUCAAUCUAAUGGUGCAUUGAGCGUGUACCUUGUAACUCUUUAAAGUCCUUGAGCUCUUCUGAUGAGGUCACUACUGAACAAAAUUGUUUAUUCCUGUUCUAAUGUUUUUAAAUGACUUUUCAAAUGAAUGGUUUCCUUCUUGUUAAAUAAAUUAGAGCUUAGUUUCUUUUACUGAAAGUCCUCAGGUAGAAAUAGAAACAGCGUAUCCUGGAAGUCCUUGUCCUGCUCUCUGGCUGGAAGCAUAGUGAGUGGCCCUCCUCCCCUCGUAACGGGUAAGGGAGUGUCCAGCAGAUUUCAGGCUAUUCUUAAAGGUUUUGUUGGUCGUUUUCUCACUUGGGCGUGAAAUCAAGAUGGUCAUGAGUACUGAAAUACAUUUGAGUAUUUGCUUGGAUAGUCCUCAGUCAGAAUAUAAAAGUAAAUAAUGUGUCUCUGUUUUUCUGCCCUUGACCAAAUAGUAAAGAAAAGAAAACCAAACUCAGAGGGAAAAGUGAUUACAUUAAUCUAGCAAUCUACCAGUAUUUGCUCUUGAUACAGGAAUUUUAUUAUUUCCUAUUCAUAAAGUUCAUAUCACAAAAUGGUUUGUAAUAAUAGCCUUUACUUAGAAGUAAAUCAUUAUUUUUUUCUAUGAGUGAGUAUAAACGACAGACUAGAGGUGAACAGCAUGGAAUCUGUCAUUGCCAAAUUCUUAGUGAAUGUAUUGUUCAGGUUUGCUGUUCUUUGAAACACAUAAUAUUACUAAUUGUCCUAGUUGUAUUUCAAUAUUAGAAGUGUUGUGUCUGUGUGCGUGAGUGUGACCACUAAGCUUUGGUCUUCUAUAAAGCUGUUACCUCUUUACAAAAUUUAAGUGUGAAGAUAGGAAGAGAGAAUGGGUCUGGUGUCAUAGAGGAUUUUCUCUUUUUUAUGCUUCUUACUGUGAUCACAGGAAAAAACCCAAGUGCUCUCUUUAGAUUUGCUGGUAACCAUUUUAUGCUUUCAUUUAAACUUGAAAUGUAUGAACUGAAUGAGACAAUCAGUUAAAAUCAGAAAUGAGAAGUGUUAAAAAUGUAAUGGCCUUGUUUUGCUGUAGCAAUAAAAUGACCAAGUGCAAUGACUUGAUUUAAUAAAAUCAUCUUUUAAAAGUUGCUGCUAUGAAUAUUUUCAGCCAUAAAAUUUUACCCUUGUUUUAGCCUGACUUGCCUUCAGUGUAUGUAAUGCAGUUGGUGUUCUGGUAUUCUAACAUUCCAAAAAAAAAAAAAAAGAAAAUACAUAUAUAUGGAGAAACUCAAAAUAGUAUACUUCACUGACUUGUUUACAGGUGCUGUAAAAAAAAAGCAUGCUUCUUCCUCAAAAAGAAAAAUUGAUAAUAAAGAAUAGUAUUGCCA
Equus caballus (horse) is the source of this 5186-nucleotide messenger RNA. It is a transcript of the gene CD2AP, whose product is annotated as CD2 associated protein. NCBI's taxonomy places the organism in Eukaryota, Metazoa, Chordata, Mammalia, Perissodactyla, Equidae. The record is from RefSeq and is a predicted model, not a curated record. Gene Ontology annotation, molecular function: protein binding. Gene Ontology annotation, biological process: cell migration; actin filament organization.